AUGUCGCCUCCCAAGGACCCCAGAAGAACCGACCUCAUCGUCCCUUACCAAGAGCCCAAGAGCUCGGGCGAGUCGACCGAUAUCUCCUCGACAAUGUCCACCACACUUCCAAUGGCGGCUAUGUUCACGCGCAAUAAGCUUGUGGGAUGGGCCUCUGUUGUUUUCUCCAUCCAGAGCUGGCUCGGUGAGAGCGAGGAUUCCAAGAAGAACUCCACCACACCUGGAUACUUUUCAGUCGGCAUGUCAAUUAUGGCUCUUGUCGUCACUUAUCUACCUAUCUUCCUGCCUCCCGUUGGUGGAAAGCAGGCUUCUGGCACCGAGGCCCCUGCUCCUGUUCCCCUAGCAUAA
Messenger RNA from Fusarium pseudograminearum CS3096, 348 nucleotides. RefSeq lists its product as uncharacterized. The record is from RefSeq and is a predicted model, not a curated record. Gene Ontology annotation, molecular function: protein folding chaperone. NCBI's taxonomy places the organism in Eukaryota, Fungi, Ascomycota, Sordariomycetes, Hypocreales, Nectriaceae. Gene Ontology annotation, cellular component: endoplasmic reticulum membrane. The transcript is spliced from 4 exons. Bases 1 to 348 code for a protein of 115 amino acids. Gene Ontology annotation, biological process: protein insertion into ER membrane.